This is a messenger RNA of Cantharellus anzutake, 4059 nucleotides long. RefSeq lists its product as uncharacterized. Bases 221 to 3991 code for a protein of 1256 amino acids. Gene Ontology annotation, biological process: nucleotide-excision repair. Gene Ontology annotation, cellular component: nucleus. The record is from RefSeq and is a predicted model, not a curated record. The transcript has 10 exons. NCBI's taxonomy places the organism in Eukaryota, Fungi, Basidiomycota, Agaricomycetes, Cantharellales, Hydnaceae. Gene Ontology annotation, molecular function: DNA endonuclease activity; single-stranded DNA binding.
CUGCGAACAACAGAGUAUAUCCCAAGUGCUGAGCGUAGUUAGACGAGCGCACAAAAAGGCUAAAGCAUGCUGCAUAUUUACCCAUGAAGACACUGAGGGACCAAAGGAGCUCACGCUCAGUCAGGUUGAACAAAGACCGACCCAUUGUUGAAGUAGACCAAGCAAACCAGAUCAAGCAAACUAGACCACCACAGGUGUCCAAAGCAGCAAGAUUACGAGAAUGAAGAUGCCCGAUCCUCGAAGGGUAUAUUCCUUGUGCAAAAGCAGUGGAGAGAAACGCAAUGUUGUUUUGUUAUGUCAACAAGGUUUACACGAGGCCUCGGACGCGUCUUGGCACAGGCCGAGACACGUGAUUUCUCCCGAGGCCCGAAGCCGCUCGAUGGGUGUCGCAGGACUGUGGACUCUGCUGCAGCCCGUUGGGCGACCAGUGCAGUUGGAAAACAUGGAGGGGAAGAAAAUGGCCAUUGACUCGAGCAUUUGGCUCUACCAAUUCCAGGCGACUAUGAGGGAUAAGGAUGGAAGGGUAUUAGUGAACGCCCAUGUCCUUGGUUUUCUACGACGUAUCUGCAAGCUUCUAUUCUAUGGCAUAAAGCCCGUUUUUGUGUUCGAUGGUGGCGCGCCUGCUCUCAAACGUGGCACGAUUGCAGAAAGAAAGAGGAAGAAAGCAGGUGCAUUCCUUGAUCAUGCACGCACUGCGGAGAAGCUCUUAGCUGCGCAAAUGCGACGGGAGGCAAUCAAUCGACAUGUCCCUGUGAAGAUGACCCCUGAAGAAGCGGCUGAGAGAGCUGCCGAAGACCUGCUUGCUGGAGCCACCUAUCUUGACGAUCCCGUUCAACCCAGCUCUGCCAAUCUUAAGACACCUGAUGGUUCUCCAAAAGACAAGGGAAAAGCUGCAGUCAGGCCUCUUACUCCCGGCUCUUCAGUGAAAAAGCAUCGUUGGCAUGAUCAUGACCCUUAUCACCUUCCUACUAUAGACGUACAAUCAGCAGCUGCCAAAGCAACUGACGGUCGGUUUCCCGAUCCUCGUCUGGCAACAGAAGAUGAACUUCGAGCCUUCAUUGAGGAAAUGGUCCCGGAGGACUUUGAUACUAAUUCAGAGAUGUUCCGGUCUUUGCCCACUGAGGUCCAAUAUGAGAUUAUUGGUGAUUUGCGGCUUAAAUCUCGCCAGACAUCUCACGCCCGUCUCCAAUCUAUGCUCGAGAAAGCUCACGAUGCGCUCGAUUUCUCAAAGGCUCAAAUAGUGAACCUACGCCAGCGUAACGCGUUAACACAGCAGCUGCUUACAACGACCGAGAGUGUAGCUAGAGUUCAGCACAUGACCAUCCCAACUCGGAUCGCCAGCGAGCGGAACAGGCAAUACAUUCUUGUUAAAAAUAAAGGGAGUGAAGGAGGAUGGGUGCUUGGCCUGCGCGACGACGGCACAGCAGCAAAACCUAUCGAAAUUAAGGAUGAGAAUGAACAUGACCCUGAGGGUGGUGAGGAUGGCGAUGUAGAUUCCGAUGAUGAUAUGGAAGAGGUUCUUCCUUCGCAACAGUUUCAUGAUUCAGACUGGAGGGAACAUAAACGAAGCACACUUGAGACAGCAGGUCAAAGUCGCCAAUUAGGCAGGAUUGCAUCAUCCAAUGCUACAUCCUCCAUGGCCCAUCACAUUGCCAAGAGCCGUCCGUUAUUUCUGAACGAUGAAGAAGAGGAGGAUCCGGAAGAUCAGUCUAUCUCCGAGGCAAUCCAACAAUCCAUCGAUGAACAAGAAGCAAAAGACCUAGAAGCAGCUUUGGAGGCAUCCCAGCACGAAGAAAUGGAACGAAUGCGACAGUUCCAAGUCUCGCGCACAGCUCAGGAAGCUGGAUCCACUUACGUUACACUAAUGAGUCGCGUGAGCGACCACGCAGCGAAACUGGCAGCUGUACGGAGCUCAGUUGUGACUGAGCAUGUCCGUCCCACCCCUUCUACCAGUGCUCAACCCUCCGACAACAUAGCCAAAACCACAACUCCUGAAAGGCCUCGGAAAUCAUCCCAGAGUACAAGUGUUCGAUCCCACCCGUCACCAAGAGAGUCCUCAAUGAGCCCUGGAAUGUCGCACCCCCUACCUCGGGAACAUCCGGGUCUGCACCAUCCGGACUCGCCUGGCAAAACGAUGAAUCCAUCUCUUCUGGAAUCCCCGCCUCUAUCCCUAAAUACUCCUUCGCCGUCGUCACGGCGGAAACGCCCACUGGCCUUUAAAAUGCCCCAAGCAACAGAAGCAGUUGGGGAUAAACCACUCGAUACAGUUGUUCCUGAUGGGAACGAACAAAUCCCGCAGCCAGGCCUAUGUAAUUCGCCGAACAAAGGGAUUGUGGCGCCCAAGUCCAAUGAGGCGACACCCGAACCACAACUGUCCGGCUCGCCAAAGACGGAUAAUGACGGUUCGAGUCAUGAGGAUACGGUUCAGCGAUGGAAUAGAUUAAAUGUGGUCGAGCAGUCCACAUGGCAACCCGGGUCCAGGUCGAAGGUGCUUACUCCGAGCUCCAUGGAUAGCAUUGAUGACGCCAGUGAGGAUGUAGACCCAGUUGCACAGGUACAUCCUGCAGCAGUUGUUGUGAUCCCAGAUGAUGAAGCGCACAUACCCAUUUCGGACGGAAAGGCAGAUCAUUUGGAGACAUGGGAUGCGGCAGAUGAGAUGGAUCCGGUAGCAGAGGAAGGCGAAUUUGCUCAGUUCAUAUCGCAGAUCAAGGGUCGAGAUUUAGCCGCCGUUCGCGAGGAGAUUGAUGAGGAGAUCAAAGCAUUACAUCGACAAAAGAAGGCAGCAAUGCGUGAUUCCGAAGAUAUCACACAUCAAAUGGUUGCCCAAAUCCAACUCCUGCUAAGAUUAUUCGGCAUACCGUAUGUUACAGCGCCUAUGGAAGCGGAAGCACAGUGUGCCACGCUUGUCUCGCUCGGCCUCGUCGAAGGCAUCAUCACUGAUGACUCAGAUGUAUUCUUGUUUGGUGGUCAGCGGGUGUUCCGAAACAUGUUCAACCAGUCCAAAACUGUUGAGUGCUUCUUGCUUCAGGAUUUGGACAGGGAGCUAGGGCUGGACAGGGAUACACUGGUCCGCCUGGCACAUCUUCUGGGAAGUGACUAUACGGAAGGUCUGCCUGGCGUCGGGCCAGUGCUUGCGAUGGAACUGCUCAAAGAGUUUUCUGGGAGAGAUGGACUGAAGCAUUUCAGGGACUGGUGGAUGAAGGUGCAAUCGGGACGCGACGAAGCCGAAGACAACACAUCAACCUUCCGAAAACGCUUCAAGAAACGAUUCAAACACUUGCAUCUUACGAGGGACUGGCCAUCUGAAGCUGUGCAAGAAGCAUAUUUCACCCCAACUGUGGAUGUGUCGGAUGAACCAUUCAAAUGGGGACUUCCGGACCUAGACGGGCUACGAGAGUUCUUAAAUUCAGAAUUAUCAUGGUCUGCAGGGAAAGUGGAUGAAACGCUGCUUCCAAUAAUCCGCAAAGUCGGGCAACGAGGCAAGCCCGGAGGAGUCAACAAGCAAAACACCUUAGAAACCUUCUUUGAUGCAUCAAUUGGUUCCGGAACAUAUGCACCACGCAAGAGGCAAGCCUACGCCUCUAAACGGUUACAGAACGUGGUCAAUGAGUUCCGGAGAGAACAAAAAGCCAGAAGAGUGUCCCCCGCAGAAUCCAGUGACGGUCCAACACCCGAAAUCGCAAUCCGCGCCCCAGAUAGUGAAGCAUUGGCAGGACCCUCGACACGAAGCCAUAGCCGUGGCAGAGGCAGGGGGCGUGGGAAGACUACUUCGUCAUCGUCGAAGCGGAAGAAAGCACCAACGAGCAAAGUCGUUCCAAAGAAACGAAGGGCUGCCCACAGCUCCGACGAAGUUGAGAGUACUCCGAACGAAGAUGGCGCACCUGAGGUGACCGAAGUACCUGAUCGACCGAUGAAAGUGAAACUAAGGCCCAGGCCGAAACCCAAGCCGAGGCCAAUACCCCACGAAAAUGAACCCUCAUCGACAGAAUAAAAUUGUGACUUCUGUCAUCUCGUUCACCUACGCCACAUUAUUCUUUCGAUUUAAUCACUAUAUACUAU